AUGUCAUCUCCCUCUCCUCGAUUCUCCAUCGACAGCUUCGCCUCGCCCAUAUCACCCAAUGGUAGCCGCAGUGCCUUUCCUUUCCCGCCUCAGGAGGCAUCAUCCCGCCCCUCUCCCAGCAGACGACCGACUCGAAGAGGCAGCGCAUCGAGUACCUUAUCAGUCGGAUCGAUAGGUGGCAGUCUGGAUAUACAGAGCCGGAGGGGGAGCACAGCGAGGGAGACCAGCCAGAAUGCGAUAUCUACGCUGCUUCAGCCUCCAAUCGUGCGGACCGGCCUGAUCCCGCACACCCAAGCUUCAGCGGCUGCGGCUGGCUUCAAAGCGCCCACCACGAGAGACAUUCCGCCUGUCACGUUGACUAACGUACCACACGUGCCUCCGGAGAACUUCCGCGAUUACCUCAAUCGCAUAGCGCCCCUGUUUGAGAGCUUUCAGAGGGGGAGGUCGGAACCAGAGCAACCCCAAUGGCUGAAGAAGGACAAGGAGUCAGAAAAGGCGGAUCGAUUCGCAGAACAGUUGGAGAGCAGUUUGAGCAGAGAUGCAUCCGCUCCGCCAUCGAUAUCGCGGCAAGCAUCAGUCACUAGUCUUUUCUCCCCUGCUGAGACGCCAGGACAACCCAAGCGAAGGUCAUCAGCUCAGUAUCGAAAAAAUCGCAACGAACCAACACCGCUUUCUACGAUACCCACUGUGUAUUUUGAUCAAGACUUCCACCUGGAGAAUCCGCGCACGUUCGAUGUUGUCUCCGAGCGAUCCGAAAUCGUACGACCUCCGCCGGGCACGCCCAGUAUCGAAAUGAAGGCGCCGAAUAGAGCUCCUCAACCCCCACGCAAAGCUCUAGCCACGAAUGCGAUCCUGCAGGAGAAGAUGAGUUGGUACAUGGAUACGGUGGAAGUACAUUUGAUCAAUAGUAUCAGUACCGCUAGUAGCGGUUUCUUUGCUGCGCUUGGGUCGUUGAAAGAGCUGCAGAAUGAAGCAGAAGAAAGUGUGGCCAAGAUUCAAAGCCUGCGUGAUGACUUGCGGAGGCUGGACGAAGAAGUCGCGCUUUCAGGAUUGGAAGUGGCAGCUAAACGACGGCGGAGAGAAAACGUGCGGAAGUUGAGGACCGCGACAGCACAGGUGCAAAGAGUCGUCGAGAACGUCAAGAAGGCGGAUGAGCUGGUGGAUGAGGGAGCAUACGAUGAUGCAGCGGACCAGAUGGGCAGGGUUGGGCGACUGAUUUGCGGCCAACAGGAGCCGGGAGAAGGGGCACAGGAAUUGAUUGACCUACGACCACUGAAGGCCUUGCAAGGAUUGGAUUCUGGACUGCAGGAACUUCAACUACGGAUCGGGACGGGAUUCGCACAGCGCUUCACGGCAAUACUCAUGGACGAUCUACGACAGCACGUGGAGAAGGUCCCCCCAGGCGAUACCAUGAAACGCUGGUCGCGACAAAGAGGCGUGUCACCUACAUACAUGGAGACGAACGAUAGUUUCCGCAAAGACCUUUUGAUAGCCUUGAAAGGCUUAUCCCGAGCAGGGCACACGGCACCUGCGACUGCAGCUUACAGAGAAGCUGUGAACAGAGAGAUGAAAGCCAUCAUCCGGAGGUAUCUACCAAGCAGUAGCGAUGACGAUACGGACAGCAUGGUCUCGACCUCGACGAGGGGAGGCAAGCACGUGUCUCAACAAGAGAAGAGUAGCAUCCUAGCUCGUAACCUGCGCACUCUGGAUCCCGAAGAUGCUGAGAGGCUUCUCAUCAAUGUGUACACUUCAGUAGGAGAAGCGCUUCGGAGAGUGUCGACACAGACCAAAAUUUUGCUGGACGUUACCAGCAGCAUGUCAGCACCAGAGCCCAAGUCGCCUCCACGAUCUACAAAUCCAUCAACGCUGGACGAGCAAGUUGCCCACGGGUCAUCGACUGCGCCGCCGAAGAUAACAGUGCAAGAAGAGCUAUCGCAGGCCCUGGACAUGUCCAGCCUCCUGGGUCAAGCUGUUGACACUGCUCAGACGCAAAUCACAAGAGUGCUGAAGGUCCGGAACGAGCAGUCUGUACGCCUCCCAAAGGAGUUCUUCCUGCGAUACUUCACGCUCAACCGUCUCUUUGCCGACGAGUGCGAGGCGGUGAGUGGGAGGGGUGGCAAUGUCCUCAAAGGUAUUGUCAACGCCCAGAUCUCCGGCUUCGUGCAGGUCUUGGGCACCGCCGAAACAGAGCGCACUGCUGGGGUACUGGAUAGGGACACUUGGAAUGCCGAGGAUUUCACGGAAGAGCACAGCACUAAGCUACAGCGCAUUGUGGCCUCGAUGAGUUCCGAUCCACCUGAAUGGACGAAAGGAUCAGCACCUCUCUGGGAAGAACCAAGCUCCCAUCCACCCGUCAAUGGUCAGACGCCCGCAGCCAACGGCACAGAUGUUGCUAUGUCAAAUGGUACCACGCCAGGUGCGAAAAAGGAGAUAAGACCUGCCUACAUUGACGAGACCCGCUAUAUCCUCGUCUCCUCUGCCGCUUCUCUCCUGGGCUCAAUUGACGCCUUUCUCUCCCUCACAGCGGCUUUGCCCUCCAUGACGCCCCAGAUCUCGACGAGCCUCCUCGAUGUCCUUCGAACAUUCAAUUCUCGCUCCUGCCAAUUGAUCCUUGGAGCUGGCGCCACUCGCAGCGCAGGCCUGAAGAAUAUCACAACGAAACACCUCGCGCUCGCAAGUCAGGCGCUCAGCUUCAUCAUCGCACUAGUACCAUACAUGCGCGAAUGUGUCCGCCGACAUGUACCGGCUGGCCAGAAUGGAAUUCUCGCCGAGUUUGACAAGACCAAGCGGCUCUAUCAAGAUCAUCAAAGUGGCAUCCACGACAAACUCGUCGAGAUCAUGACCUCUCGGUCAUCGGCACAUGUGAAAGCCAUGAGUGCCAUCAACUUCGACGAUGCAUCCGCAGGUGGUGAUGAGAAACCAUCGGCGUACAUGGAGACGUUGACCAAGGAAACGCUCACGUUACACCGCGUUCUGGGCCGUCACCUUGGCGAGAUCGACGUGAGCAUGAUCAUGCGGCAAAUCUUCUCUGGCUAUCGAGAUCAGUGGACCAAAUCAUUUGGUGAUGUUGAUGUCAAGACAGAAGCUGGCGAGAAGAGGCUCCUGAGAGACGCGGAAGCAUUUGAGUCGAAGUUGGGCAAGGUUGAAGGCUUUGGCGACAUAGGAAAGGAGAUUGUUGCUGUAGUGAAGUCGAAGAUCUCUGUCGAGGAAGAUGGACACGAAGAGCGCAAGCCGAAAGCCACCAAUGGAAAUGGAGAUGCAGCAGACGUGAACGAGGAGAAGAAAUCUUAG
This is a messenger RNA of Lecanosticta acicola, 3291 nucleotides long. The record is from the annotation of a GenBank genome assembly. NCBI's taxonomy places the organism in Eukaryota, Fungi, Ascomycota, Dothideomycetes, Mycosphaerellales, Mycosphaerellaceae.